GAUGGAGGAUGAGAACAGGGUGUGACUGCAAACACAACAGGGCAUUUUAAGGGCAUGAGGGGAAGGUCAAAUGAUAUAGUGAUGGUGAAGGGGAUAAAUUUACUAAAAAUUAAUAGCAGGUGACAUCACAUCACAUAACAUGGGUGAAUUUUAUGACAUGCAAUUUAUAGUUCACUGUAGUUAUUUUUAAAUGACAUUUAUACAUUGUUAGUGAUAGGAUUGUUAUGAAUAAAUGAUUGGAAUCAAUUUCAAAUGUCCACCAAUAGAUACCUGGUUAACUGACUUGUGGUGUAUCUAGAUGGUGUAGCUGUAUAAAAAAGUUCUUCAUACACUGGUGUGAGAUAAUUGUUAAGUUUUGCUACAGGAAAGUGCCAGAUAUAUAGGUUGAUACCAUUUGUGUAAAGCAACAGGAGAAAUAGGAGCAAUAUGUAUUCCUAGGUUACCUCCGGGAAGAUGAAUAAAACAUUAGUUUGUCUCCAGGGCAGCAACCGGGUGGCUGAGACUGGAGGGAGAGGGGAACUUCUGACUACAUGUUUCAACCAUGUGAGUUAUUACCUAUGCAAAAACUCAAUACAGAUUAAAAUUGAAAAAUAAUUCUCAAACAUGGGUUAUUUGAGCUUUUAAUUUUUUACAACCUCCCCCAGUAGGUGGCGCUCCGGAGCCACCACACUGUUCUUGUUCCCUCCUCCCCACCCCCAUGUUGAGGAUGGAACCCAUGGUGUCACAUAGGCUAGUGAAGCCCUUCCAGAUACUUGUGGAGGAAAAUGAGGACAAAGUGUUCGUGGGUUGCAAUACCAGUGUCAUAUGGCUAGAUGGAACAGAAGGGACAGAGAGAGCAAACUAUACCCGUCUGGACUUGGGAAAACGCCUCCUGGAUCCACGAGGAUUAUAUAAGUGCAUGGGAACAGAUGCCAAUGCCAACAAGGAGUCUAUGGUGCAAGUAUAUUAUCGAAUGUGCCAGAGCUGUGUAGAGCUGGACUCUGCCACCCUUGCUGGCAUCGUCAUCACUGACAUCAUCGCCACUCUGCUCCUUGCUUUGGGAGUCUAUUGCUUCGCAGGACACGAGACGGGAAGGCUCUCUGAGGCUGCUGACACUCAAGCUCUAUUGAAGAAUGACCAGCUUUAUCAGCCCCUCCGGGAUCAUGAGGAUGCUCAGUACAGCCGUCUUGGAGAAAAGUGGCAUCGGAGCAAGUGAUCUCAAGGCCUGUGGCUUCUAGAAGCACAUUCUGAACUGUGCCAGCCCUCCCUGCUUGGCCAAUAAAGAUGUUCUCUUUGUUUCA
This is a messenger RNA of Octodon degus (degu), 1280 nucleotides long. It is a transcript of the gene Cd3d, whose product is annotated as CD3d molecule. Lineage: Eukaryota; Metazoa; Chordata; Mammalia; Rodentia; Octodontidae. Gene Ontology annotation, molecular function: transmembrane signaling receptor activity. The record is from RefSeq and is a predicted model, not a curated record. The transcript has 5 exons. Bases 698 to 1195 code for a protein of 165 amino acids. Gene Ontology annotation, cellular component: external side of plasma membrane; alpha-beta T cell receptor complex; membrane. Gene Ontology annotation, biological process: cell surface receptor signaling pathway; positive thymic T cell selection.